AUGGAUGCUAUCAAGGCAGUGUUUGACGCGAGCCAAGCAGAGCUUCCACUUGUCACCGCAGAUUGUCCGAGCGAGGAUGACUCCACCGGAGGAGUUGAUAUCAUCGAAGUUAGUGAACUAUUCUCAGGUCCCAUCGCAGACCGUCUUGCUAUUCAAGAAACUAACCUCGUUGCUCUUCAAAAUAGAGUCGACUAUGGAACGAUUUUCGCACAAAUCAAAAGCUGUUCGUGCUCAUUAGCUUGUGCAGGUUAUUACAACCCUAUCCUUGCAUACGGCGAAGACCCGAAGAGGCGUCCAUAUUCUGCGAGAAAUAUGUACACGAAAGCUGGGCAAACUCAUCGGCGAGCUAUAGCCUGUCUUAUGUCCCUCUCGUGGCACCAACUUCCUUACUUGGCCCCCACUGCAGAUCCCUUCAUUUACAUCGUCUCGCGUAUGGGCACUACUGGCACUUCCGUCAAAGGGUUCGUGAACAACGAGUUUCCCGAGAUCAUCACUCCUAUCCGCAAGCACACCUCCGUCACCCUUGUCGUGGGGUUUGGAAUCGUUACACGUGUUCACUUUGACGCUACUGUCGAAGCUGGAGCUGAUGGCGUCGUCGUCGGGAGUCGCAUAGUCUCCCUCAUCAAAGAAGCGCCGGCUGGUAAGGUUCCUCGGGUAGUCGAGGACUCAAGGAAUCAUUGUCCUCCAACUCCUUCACUGCCGGAGUUUAAAGCUCGCACUAUCAUUACCCCGUCGUUGCCGGGAUGGGGCUCGUAUGUGCCGGAAGUGCUUUCCGACUGCCUCGUCGAGUUAGAGGAGGCUCAUAAUCGAAAGCCGCUUGGUUUCAUGAGCCGCUCUUCCAAGCUAUACUUUGCAGAGAGUCUGACCAAGUAUGCUAAUGGUGCACAGAUCUGGCUGAAAAGAGAGGGUCUGUACAUGCCCACAGAUCACAAAACGGUGCCGGGCAGCAUGGUGUGGGGGGUGCGACCGUGUGUGCUCGUUUUCGGGAUGGAAUGCACUAUGGAUAUUGGUGCGCAGGAUGCACGGAGACAACCACUGAACGUUUUCCGUAUGAAGAUGCCUGACGCGAAGGUCGCGCCCGUCGAGUCCGGCUCGGAGACACUGAAAGAUGCUCACAGAUCACGGAUGAAGGAGACGACAGGGAAACUUCGGGACGUAGUUGUCGCAUGCGUUCGCGGCGGCAGCAAUACCAUUGGGUCCUUUUGCAAGUUCCAUCCCGGGUACGUCUGUAUCGACGGCGACCGUCACGGUGUAAUCCUGACUAGAGGCAAGCCGGGUGUCUUGCACGGAGUUCGAAUAUAUGUCCUGCGAGAUCCCGCUAGUCAAAUUGUAGAAACGCAUUCUAUCAGCGCUGGAUUGGAUUAUCCUGACGUUGGACCGGAACACUCCUGGUUAAGGGACAGCGGGAACGCUGAGUACGAGGUUGCGAUGGACGAGGAAGCUUUGAGAGGAUUCCCAUUAAAAUCUUCACACGCUCUGUGGGGGGAAACCAACUUCGUUAUAGGAGAGAUAACAGACGUAGAACCGAUCUCUGAGCUCUUACCUGGACAGUGGGCCAAUCACUUUGAUUGGCACAUUUAA
Molecule: messenger RNA, 1581 nt
Organism: Pisolithus orientalis
Lineage: Eukaryota; Fungi; Basidiomycota; Agaricomycetes; Boletales; Pisolithaceae
Product: bifunctional tryptophan synthase TRP1
Exons: 16
Coding region: 1-1581 (526 amino acids)
Biological process (GO): L-tryptophan biosynthetic process
Cellular component (GO): cytoplasm
Molecular function (GO): tryptophan synthase activity
Source: RefSeq, a predicted model, not a curated record